Molecule: messenger RNA, 4317 nt
Organism: Morone saxatilis (striped sea-bass)
Lineage: Eukaryota; Metazoa; Chordata; Actinopteri; Moronidae
Gene: plekha5
Product: pleckstrin homology domain containing, family A member 5
Exons: 30
Coding region: 71-3955 (1294 amino acids)
Cellular component (GO): cytosol
Molecular function (GO): protein binding; phosphatidylinositol-4-phosphate binding; phosphatidylinositol-3-phosphate binding
Source: RefSeq, a predicted model, not a curated record
UGCCAAGGUUUCCGUGUACGCGCUGCCUGCGAGAGCGGAGCCGCGCGAUUGUCAUACAGUAGUGCCAGACAUGGCGGCGGAUCUACAACCCGAGUGGAUUUCUUGUCUCCCUUCUUCCUGGAGUUAUGGGGUUACUCGGGAUGGACGCGUCUUCUUCAUUAACGAAGAAGCCAAGAGUACAACCUGGCUGCAUCCAGUGAGUGGCGAAGCAGUAAUAACUGGACACAGGAAAACUCCAGACCUACCCACUGGAUGGGAAGAAGGCUAUACUUUCGAAGGCGCGCGCUGCUUUAUAAAUCACAAUGAGCGAAAGGUGACCUGCAAGCAUCCUGUCUCAAGCUUACCCUCACAAGACAACUGCAUCUUUGUCAUCAACGAACAUAUGAAUUGUGGAAAAUUGUGUCACCCAGCCUUUAGCAGAUCUGCCUCUAAAGUGCCGGUGAAUGAGAAGAAGGAACGACCACUAAGCACAAUGAGUGAGGCCUCCAACUACACAGGCGGCUCGGACUACGCCGCAAACCCCAGUAGCCCAGCAGGAAGACCAUCAAGACCUUCCAAAAAAAUUCAUAACUUUGGGAAGAGAUCCAACUCCAUCAGGAGGAAUCCCAGUGCACCGGUAAUCAAGAGAAACUGGCUUUAUAAACAGGACAGUACAGGAAUGAAGUUGUGGAAGAAGAGGUGGUUUGUGCUGUCUGACCUGUGUCUCUUCUACUACAGAGAUGAAAAGGAGGAGGGCAUACUUGGCAGCAUCCUCCUACCGAGCUUUCGUAUAUCCAUGCUGUCUGUGGAUGAUCACAUUAACAGAAAAUAUGCCUUCAAGGCGACGCAUCCCAACAUGCGAACAUACUAUUUUUGCACUGACACGGCAAAAGAGAUGGAGUCUUGGAUGAAAGUCAUGACAGAUGCUGCACUUGUGCAUGCAGAGCCAGUCAAAAGGUUGGACAGGCUAAAAGUGGAGCAGUGUGGACCACAAGAGAUCAACCAUGUGGCCAACCACAAGCCUCCACUCACACAGCCUGAAAUUCAGAACAAUGAACGCAACCGUGAGGUGGACCGUGAGCGCACUGCAGCAGUCCCCUCCACCACAGCGGAAGAAGAUAGGAAGCAGCGAGAUGCUGAGCGCUACGGCUUCCAGAAGGAGGGGGCGGAGCGCGAGCGUCCGCUCACCAAGAUCAACAGUAUCAAACUGCAGCCAGCCCAGGCAGCGGCCGUCAAGGCUAACCUCAUCUCGCAGCAGAUUCCGACAGAAAUGGACGGGUCACACCGCAGCCCCCAGGUCAAUGGAUCUGGUGAGCAAUGUCCAGCUGAUGGGAUUGGAGCCCCUCCUCAGCAAAGUCCCACCCAUGAGCCAGAGCGCACCCUAAACAGGACCAGCUCUAUGCAGCAACUGGAGCACUGGGUCCGCACACAAAGAGGGCGCACCCCAGACGAUGAUACCAGGAGCAUCACGUCAUACCAGACGCUGCCUAGAAACAUGCCAAGUCAUCGGGUACCCUAUAUGCCUCAUUAUGGCGAUGGCUACUGCAGUAUGCCCAGGAAUAGCAUGGCACAGCGGGACAGCAUCUGCAGCAUGUCGCCAUCAUUGUACGACCAGGCUCUGGGUCCCUCGUCGUCUGAGAAGCGCCGCUCCAUGCGCGAUGACACCAUGUGGCAGUUAUUUGAGUGGCAGCAAAGGCAGGCCUACACCAGGCAGCCGGGGCUCUACAGCAAUAUGGCCAGUCCCAAAACCAUGAUCAAUCUGUCAGCGCAUGCUGCACCAAGCCACUCCAUCCCCCCCUCGCCCUCCCACGGCUCCCUGUCCAUGUACGGUGGCUACUCUCCAAUGCGAUCCUACAACAUGAACAAUGCCCGAUCAGAGGUGUCCUCUCCCAUCUACAGAAGAGACUUGAGCAUUGACAGACGGCACAGGCCACAACUUAACAAGUAUGCCUACCCACCUGAUCGGCGGUCUAUGCCUGCAGGGAUCCCAGUCCAGACUAUCACUGCCCAGUCUCUGCAAGGCAAAACACCUGAGGAACUGACUCUGCUGCUGAUAAAGCUGCGGCGGCAGCAGGCAGAGCUAAACAGUAUCCGGGAGCACACUGUAGCACAGCUUAUGCAGCUAAACAUGGAUGGCGACAACCCAAAGAACGACAUUCUCUCCCAUCAUCUCCAAAGGAACCUCAUGUAUUUGGACAAUCAGAUGAAGGAAAAUGACCCUUUAAUCGUCAUGACUCACACUUUGAUUGAGAACUCUGCCCCAAGGCCUCAACUUUACCAGCAAUUGAGUCCAGAAGACUACAGGGAACACGCCUAUACAUGUAUGCCAGAAGAGGUGGACAUUGAUACCAAACUUAGCAGGUUGUGUGAGCAGGAUAAAUUGGUGAGGACACAGGAGGACAAACUUCAGCAGCUCUACAGAGAGAAGCACACCCUGGAGACAGCACUGCUGUCAGCCAGCCAAGAGAUAGAGAUGGGCUCUGAUAACCCUGCCGCCAUGCAGAGUGUCAUCCAGCAGAGAGACUUACUGCAGAGUGGCCUGCUCAGCACCUGCAGAGAGCUUUCCAGAGUCACAACUGAGCUGGAGCGAUCGUGGAGAGAGUAUGACAAGCUGGAAGGAGAUGUGACUCUGGCUAAGAACAACCUGCUGGAGCAACUUGAAGCACUGGGGAGCCCUCAGACCGAGCCUCCCAGCCAGCAGCACGUCCAGAUCCAGAAAGAACUUUGGAGUAUUCAGGAUGUGAUGGAGGCCCUUAAUAAACAUAAAGCUCAGAGAAAUGCUGAUGGUGUAAACUCCUAUGGGCCCAUGACUAACUUCAGCAAGCACAGAAAUGAGGAGGAGGACUCGGUACCCCCACGGCCACCCCUACCCCAGUCCUACGAGCCAAACCCCCCCACCGUGCCCCCACUGCCCUCUCAUGCCGGUGUGCGCCCUUCAACCCUCCACAGGCCGGAGGACAGGAAGGCCAGUCACAGGAAUGGCACACACAGCGGCCCAGACUACAGGCUCUAUAAGAGUGAACCAGAGCUCACCACAGUGACCGAAGUGGAUGAGAGCAAUGGAGAGGACCGAUCUGACCACCCGUCUGAUAGAGAACAUUCUGGAAACAAAGGGAUGUCCUACCCAGUUGGCAUAGUUCCACCUAGGACCAAAUCUCCAAUACCUGAGUCUUCCUCCAUUGCUUCGUAUGUUACCUUAAGGAAGAGCAAGAAGCCGGACCCCAGGACGGAGCGUCCACGCAGUGCGGUGGAGCAGCAGCUGUGUGCUGUGGAGAGCAGCCGGCCCAGAAUGAGUGUGGAGGAGCAGCUGGAGAGGAUCCGCCGCCACCAGCAGGGUGCCCUCAGGGAGAAAAAGAAAGGCCUCAGCAUCCGGGGUGGCAGCCAGGAGAACACUCCCUCUCGCAGUCACUCAUUUACUAAAGGAAACCAUUUUCCCAGCAUGCAGUCCCAAAUGAGGCGCAGAGACGAGGUGAUCAGCUGUGACAUUCAGGAGCUGGAGGCUUCACUCAGGCAGCAGGAGGUGGUGAGGGAGCAGGAGACGCCUGCUGAGGAGAUUGCUCGUCUCAAAGAAGCCUCGCAGGUUGACCACUUAAAUGUGGACCGCGAGCUUUCUGUGCCUGACAAAGUGCUGAUUCCUGAGCGCUAUGUGGAGUCAGACCCCGAGGAGGCUCUGAGCCCUGAACAGGAGGCUGAUAAGCAGAGAAAAGUAGAUCGCAUCAAAGCCCUCAUCGCCAAAAACAGCAUGCAGAACGUGCUGCCGAGUGUGGCUUUAAGCCCAGAGGAGGAGACUGAAGAGGAGGUUACCAUACAGGAGAAGGAGAAGAUGAUUAAUAUCUCCUACGAGCUGGCAGCAGAGGCCUCCAAACGCAGCAAGCUGGUAGCAGUGAAAAGCUUGUCGCCCUCUUCCCCACCCCUUCCACAGUCUCCUAACACACCCCCUCAACUCACUGAUGGGUCUCACUUCAUGUGUGUCUAGUAGCACCACACAGGCUCUGGCCUCAGUGAAAACCUACACAUGAAGGAAACAGCAGCAGAGGUAUAAAGAUGCCUCAGAAGACUUCCCCCAAGGACAUCAGCACAAGGCCACGGCCUACAGAGAGAGAAACUGCCUACUCCGGGGUCUUAACCUCUGACUUCUGUAUGCUCACUGUGACGUCUUAAGCUCCUGUGCCACCAACAAGACUUUUUCUGUGUGACAUUUCUCUGUUAUUGUCCCUCUUUGUGGCACCACACUCUCCUCAACCUGGUGAGACAAUACAGCUUUGAUCCUGUUAUUGUUACAGUUUCAUUUUUCAGUUUUCCAAUGCUUUCAAGGUUGUUUUUAUUAUUUAUAUGGUU